CUAGCGGGGAAAUCACGAUUUUGUGAUCAUCAAAAUUAAAAAAAAAAAAAAACAAAUAGAUGGUGUCGGACAAUGAGAUGGGUCUGGCGUUAGCUGUGUCGUCGAGUGUCUUCAUAGGUUCCAGCUUCAUUUUGAAGAAGAAAGGUCUCAAGCGUGCUGCCGCUAAUGGCACCCGCGCUGGGUUCGGAGGUUAUACAUAUUUGUUAGAGCCACUUUGGUGGGUAGGCUUGGUAACAAUGACUUUUGGAGAAAUUGCUAACUUUGUGGCUUACGUUUAUGCACCUGCUGUACUAGUCACUCCUCUUGGUGCAUUAAGUAUAAUCAUCAGUGCUGUUUUGGCACAUUUCCUGUUAGACGAGAAACUUAGGAAAAUGGGAGUUUGGGGAUGUGUUUGUUGCAUUGUGGGCUCAGUUAUGAUCGUCAUACACGCACCUCAGGAGCAGACUCCCAAUUCUGUUGAAGAGAUCUGGAAACUAGCAAUGCAACCAGCUUUUCUAAUUUACGUAGCCAUAUCAAUGUCGAUUGUCCUGGCUUUGAUUCUCUACUGUGAACCUCUCUGCGGCCAAACCAACAUUCUUGUUUAUAUCGGAAUUUGUUCAUUGAUGGGUUCUCUUACAGUUAUGAGCAUAAAGGCUGUGGGGAUUGCUAUAAAGUUAACAUUUGAAGGGAUAAACCAGAUUUGGUAUCCAGAGACUUGGUUUUUUGCCAUGGUUGCAGCAAUCUGUGUGGUUAUGCAAAUGAUUUACCUCAACAAGGCGCUGGACACAUUCAACGCAGCAAUUGUUUCUCCAAUUUAUUAUGUGAUGUUCACAACACUCACAAUUGUUGCUAGUGCAAUCAUGUUCAAGGACUGGAAUGGGCAAAGCACAGACAGCAUAGCCUCUGAGAUUUGUGGAUUCAUCACAGUGCUUACAGGAACAGUUAUACUACAUGCGACGAGAGAAGAGGAACAAGCUUCGCCUCGAAGAAUGAGAUGGCAAGAUUCAGGGAAGAGCUUUAACGAAGAACAUUUGACAAGUUUGUACAGUCCUGAAUAUUAAGAAGGUAAAAAGAUUUAAACCUUGUUCUCCCUCAAAAGUAAUCUUGCUUCUUUGUGCUGAACCAAAGGAGGUUGGGGUCCGAAUCAGAAGAUCAUAUAAUCUCCUAGAGUCCUAGUGGGGAAAAGAAUGUACACUAGCUUUGUGUAUACAACAUGAUAGUUUUGUAAUAGUCUUUUGUGGUUUCUCUAUAUACAAAUUUGUCCAUUGUUUGUUCAUAUUCAUUUAUUUUUGAGCUCUUAGUACAGAUUUGUUACAAUAUAAGAUCAAAUUAAUG
Arabidopsis arenosa is the source of this 1314-nucleotide messenger RNA. NCBI's taxonomy places the organism in Eukaryota, Viridiplantae, Streptophyta, Magnoliopsida, Brassicales, Brassicaceae. The record is from the annotation of a GenBank genome assembly.